Paramecium octaurelia is the source of this 770-nucleotide messenger RNA. Lineage: Eukaryota; Ciliophora; Oligohymenophorea; Peniculida; Parameciidae. The record is from the annotation of a GenBank genome assembly.
AAUCAAAUCAUUUCUAGCUCUUAUUCUUCAAUUAAUUGAAUUACAAAGGCACCAUUCCAAAUCUGAAGGAACAAUGAUUUUAAUGUACUUGGAACAACUAUUGAUAAGAAGGUAGUAGGUAUAAUAUAAAAUAAUGCUGGAUAUUAAAUAUGAUAAAAAUAGAUUAAAAUGAAAUAGGAAGUUAAUCCAAUCGCAUAUCCUAAAAUUGAUGAAAAAAAUAUUAAACUAUUUUCUCCCGACAGCUUUUCAAAUUUUAGAAUGUAUUUUAUGAUCAAUCCUACAAUUAGAAUAUCGCCAAUUCCUAAAAUUGAACAUUGUUAAUAAGGGGAAUUACAAUUUUUUAUUAAUGAUGGACUUAAGAGUUUUAUAGGUAAUUCAAUUGUGGUUGUGAUGUUCUAUAUAACAGAUUAACCAAAAAUGGUUGGGCUAACAAAUAUCCAAAACAUGUCAUAGAGCAAAGCUAAAAGCAUAAAGAUAGUCCCUGUUUUUAAAGAAUCAAACUCUAAAAUCUAAUUUAUUAUGAAUUUUACUCGAAAACUAAAAAAUAUUAUAGAAACUGCCAAGAUGUUAUUUAGAAUCCAGGUUUUUGUAUGAUGAUAUAAUGUAAUAAGGGUUCCACUCAUUAUUGUUGAGAACAAUAUUUUAAUAUUGUUAGAAUAGGAGUACUCGCUUUACAUGUCCAACAAUAUUGUUUCUAAUGAAAUAAAAGCUGUAAACAUCAUGAUAAUAUAAGUGAAACUGGAAGCAAAAGUUUAAAACUUAUAUAGUGA